AAACAGAGGAAGCAGGAAAAAAAGCCACGUUGACAGAUCGUGGCUACUCAGAAGGCAAGUCAGCAAGAGAGACCUGAAGAGGAACCUUCGACUAACCAAACUUCUCACUAAACAUGUCAUCUCCGCCAAAAGAGAAAACAGAAACAAAAGCUGGACACCUCCCUGCUGUAAAAGCAGGUGGGAUGCGAAUUGUGCAGAAACAUCAGGGAGCUGGAGAACAGAACCAGGAAAAGGACAAAGACAGCAAAGAAUAUGAAAGCAGCAGUCCACCGAAACCAACUCUGAUCAUUUCUGGUGUAGUUACGAAGGGUGAUAAAGAUUUCCCUCCGGCAGCAGCCCAGGUAGCGCAUCAGAAACCCCAGCCAUCUGCAGAGAAGCUGCCCUCAGCCCAUCAAAUCAAUCAGCACAUCCACCAGCCACGCAAGUGAACCAGCAUUCAGGAGUCAGCCUUCUAUCCAUUCCAGGAGAACUCGGUGCCACCAUGUUUACACACACAGCUUUUCUAGAUGUUUCCACUCUUGACAUUCCAUGCAAUUUUUUUAAAAUUAUAUUUGAGGGUACUUGGUAUUCUGUAUGUUGUAGUGUAUACCAUCAUGAUGUGGUGUAACUCAUGUUUUGUAGGGGAAUGAAUAGACAAUGUGUUUUGCUUCUGCAUGUAAACAUGUGGUACAUUUCAGGAAACACAGUAUACAUCGAAGCAUAUAAUGUUGAUUUAAAGUACAGAGGUAAAGACUGAGGGUUUUUUUGUUAAUGAAAAAAAUCAAUUUUAGUUUUUUUUUUUUUUUUUUUUUUUUUUUAAGUAAUUGAUCAUUUUUAUGUAAUUUAAUCUCUUUACGAAAAGAUGUCAAACAAAUUAGUGUAAACAAGUCUGAGGAUGUCAGAUGAAUUGAUUUUUUAAAAUUAAACA
Molecule: messenger RNA, 907 nt
Organism: Polyodon spathula (Mississippi paddlefish)
Lineage: Eukaryota; Metazoa; Chordata; Actinopteri; Acipenseriformes; Polyodontidae
Gene: dap
Product: death-associated protein
Exons: 4
Coding region: 114-428 (104 amino acids)
Biological process (GO): negative regulation of autophagy; apoptotic signaling pathway; cellular response to amino acid starvation
Molecular function (GO): death domain binding
Source: RefSeq, a predicted model, not a curated record